Messenger RNA from Mytilus californianus (California mussel), 797 nucleotides. Its product is annotated as cell adhesion molecule DSCAML1-like. NCBI's taxonomy places the organism in Eukaryota, Metazoa, Mollusca, Bivalvia, Mytilida, Mytilidae. The transcript is spliced from 6 exons. The record is from RefSeq and is a predicted model, not a curated record. The coding region runs from base 2 to 697 and encodes 231 amino acids.
CAUGCCAUCCAAUGCUAUACAGUAUCGACAAUUUCUGAUAAUCCGGAAUAUCCGUCUAGAUGACAGUCGUUACUACCUUUGUACAGCUACUAACACAGAAGGCAAAGCCUCUAAACCUGUUCAUAUAAUAGUACUUCCAAAACCUCACGUGAAACCUACAGUUGCACUACCACCAAGUUUACAGGGAAAAUACGGUACAACUAUAACGCUAACAUGUAACGUCACAGGAUAUCCUACACCAACUAUAAAAUGGUAUUUUAAUGGCAAAGCAUUGUCAACAAAGGCAAAUAAACACGAAAUACAGAAUGCAACGUUAGCAGAAAUGGGAGCUUAUACAUGUGAGGCAACGAAUGAUGUUGGUAUCAGUAGGACUGAUGCAGUUUUUAUAGUCCACGGCACUGCACCGAGUCUGACAACUACGCCACCACAAUCUGUUAUGGCGACUCCAAACAAUCCUCCCAGCUUUACCUGUCGAGCGUCGGGAGAUCCUAUUCCUACAAUAACUUGGGAGUUUAAACCGUUUGUUGGAACAACUAGCAGUACAUACCAAGCUGAGCUUUCAGCAGACCAUUCAACUCUUACAUUACCAAACAUAACUAAAUCUGGACUAGUAACUUGUACAGCUAGUAAUCCGUUUGGUCGUGUUCAAGCGUCCUCUUCUGUAAUAUAUAUCCCUGCGACUAGCAUGGUUGGUUGACAGACAUCAGUCCUGGUUUAACUCGCUCGCCUCCUCAAUACCUACAGAUGUUUGUGAAAAGAAAUUCAUGUAUUUAGAAAUAAAUGAUGAACAAAUUAUA